Molecule: messenger RNA, 1035 nt
Organism: Vigna angularis (adzuki bean)
Lineage: Eukaryota; Viridiplantae; Streptophyta; Magnoliopsida; Fabales; Fabaceae
Exons: 1
Coding region: 1-1035 (344 amino acids)
Source: RefSeq, a predicted model, not a curated record
AUGGCUUUCUCAAAUUCUACCACUGAUAAUCUUUCUAAUCUUGUCCACCCUCUGUUUCUUCAUCCCGGUGAGAACCUAGCUCUCGUUCUUGUCAAUCCUCCUCUCUCUGACACCAAUUAUCAACAAUGGCGGCACGAUAUGCUUGUCGCUCUUGAAACCAAGAAUAAAGACAAAUUCGUUCUUGGUAUUAUUUCUUGCCCUCCUCCUGAUGAUGUUCUUCACGAAGGCUGGAAAAGAUGCAACAAGAUGGUGAUCUCAUGGAUGACGCGCUUCAUGACUCUACCCAUCAAACAAUCUGUUAUGUGGAUGGAUUCUGCGUACGACAUUUGGACCGAUCUCCUUCAACGUUUUUCUCAUGGCGAUAAGUUUAGCAUCGCUGAUCUCCAAGAAGCACUUCAAUCUUGCAAACAAGGUGAUUUAACUGUCUCUCAGUAUUAUACUCGUCCUCAAAUAAUUUGGAAAGAACUUUCUUUAUAUAAGACGAUUCUUGUCUACACUUGUAAUUCUCCUUGCAAUUGUGGCUUAUUGACCAAGAUUCAACAACAACGCAACGAUGAUUCUGUCAUCAAGUUUCUCCGUGGAUUAAACGAUGAAUUUUCUUCAGUCGGUUCUCAAAUCAUGUUAAUGGAACCCAUGCCGACUCUCCCUAAAACCUUUUCUUUGGUCCUUCAACAAGAACGGGAAUUUCACAAUUUCCCCUCACGAAUUCCACAAGAUUCAGUGGCUAAUUUCAAUUUCCAAGACCCUCAGACCAAGACUUCUCAUACCUCUCGUGGUGCGUAUUUUGGUCGUGGACGAGGACGUACUACUAAAUUUGGUGGUCAUGCCAAAUACUGCGAUCAUUGCAAAAGAACCAAUCACACCUCUGACAAUUGCUGGAUCAAAUAUGGCCUUCCUCAAGGCUAUAAACCCACCAUCAAACCAAAUUCUGCUAUCUCCAAUCCCUCUGUCAACCUGACUGAUGGCGUUUCACACACCUCCAAUGACUCCUCCACUGAUAAAACCCAAGUUCAAUACACUUUUUAUCAAGAGUAG